CCAGUAUCCUGGGGCCGACGAGUGACCAUUGUGCUCCUUUCCUAAUCUUUGAUUCAACCACAACACUUGUGCCCUCGAAUAUGUCUCCCCCAUAAGUAGUCUUCACAGGCUCCUGUUCCCACUCCUCUGCCCAGCUUGAAGCUUCCGUUGUCACAUAUUGAUAGGCCUGCAAAAAGCGAUAGACAAUCAGACAUCAAGAUGUUCCAAACUCUGAAUCAGCUUUUUCGGAAACGCUUCUCUCACACUAAUACUACGCUGUUACGAGUCAACUGCUGAAAAUAGUCAUUAUCUGCGGGAAAUAUACCGCUGUGCUAUAUUGGACUUGCUGUUGGAGUCAAUAAAUCAACGAGUUCGACAUGGCUUCUAUAUUUACAUUCGACCCUGAUCCGCCCACAAUAUCAUCUCCUUGGCCACGAUCCCUUGCACCGACUCCCGUCUCAUUUGCGGUGAAUGAGCAUGCUGCGCCCAUUGCAAACAGUGGUCAUGGACGCCCUCUUCCGAGUCCAAACCCUAUCGAACUGGCCGAUUGUGGAAUAACAAAACUCGAGCCAGAACCACAAGAGGGUCCGACAGAAUACAAAUUACAUCUUUUGCUGCGACCAAGGAGACUCUUCUCUGCUUACAGUACUGGCUCGUUUGUAUCUGGUUCGCACCGUUCCGGUUUGCAGCAGUCCUCUGCUCGCAAUGAUAUCUCGGCAUCUCCAAGUGCAUCUCCCCACCCGGCUCCUUCGGGGUCAUCAAGGCAAGCGCGCUUGCAGCAACUUACCACGCAACUGCUCUGGCGCCUACAGCAGUCCUCCCCGUAUCAUUCCUCUUCGACUGGUGAUUUGAUUCUUCCUAUGCUGCCUGAUACUUCCACGCCUAUUGGGUCUUCCGUUCGGCCUAGGCGACUUUUGCCAGGAUUAGAGGAAAGCAAGGGUGCUCUGUAUGAGAUUGGAGUGUCUGAUGAUGGCAGUUUCAAAGGUCUAACAAGGGAAGAGAUGGAAGAGAGCCUCCAAACCCUCUCCCUGAUGGCGGCUAGUCUGGGUUGUAGCAUCGAAAUUCAACGGAUGGUUCUAGUCGGAGACUGUGAAUGGAUCGAAGACGACGCGUCGGUUCCUCCGCGGCGUGUCACUCAUGCAGAGCUACUCUGGGUUACUGAAGUAUUGGUGAAACCUGAUUUGUUCCGUGGGACAGGACAAGCUGAGCCGGCAACGUCAUCUUCAUCAACGCCAAGGCUCCCAAGCUUGGACGAGGCCACUCCAAAUCCAGAGGAGGUGCAAUGUCUCACCGAGCAAGUACGAGUGUCGCUCACUGGACCAACCAUGUCCGGGAAGUCUAGUCUUUUGGGUACGCUAUCCACCAAUACUGCAGACAACGGUCGUGGUAAAAGUAGAUUAAGUCUACUCAAACACAGACAUGAGAUCGAAUCUGGCGUGACAAGCUCGGUAUCCCAGGAGCUCAUUGGCUACAAGACAGCGACACCAGCGACUUCCGGCGGGUCAGCUGGGACGGAUAUUGUCAAUUAUGCCUCAGGAAACGUGUCUUCAUGGAAUGACAUUCAUUCGGCAUCAGAGUCUGGAAGACUUGUAUUUCUCUCGGAUUCUGCGGGGCAUCCUCGAUACCACCGAACCACCAUACGUGGGCUCGUCGGAUGUGCUCCUCAUUGGACCGCUCUGUGUGUUGCAGCCAAUGAUGGAGACGCAAAAAGAACCUCUGGGAUCAAUCUUUCUGAGCAAGAUCACCUUGGCCGUGCUGAGAGUAGCUUAGAUCUCGCCGAAGCGCAUCUCUCCCUUUGCUUGAAGCUUAGACUUCCGUUGAUGAUAAUUGUUACAAAAUUAGACCUGGCUUCCAAAGCAGGGUUAAAGAACACGCUUGGCAAGUUACUUUCGGCAUUGAAAGCUGCCGGCAGGAAACCAAUCAUGCUAGCGGCGGCCAACGAUCAGGUCUCUCAAUCGAUAUCUAUACCUCUCAGCGCUGAGCAUGAGGUCAAAAAGUUUCUAAGCCCAACAGAAGUCGAGAUUGAGCAAAAGGUUCCAAUCGUAUUGACUAGUGUUGUCACCGGGGCAGGUAUUGGAACUGUUCAUGCUCUGCUUCGAACUCUUCCGAUACCACAUCCAUUGCCUCUUGCGCCAUCUCUGACAGCAACCCUACGGUCAUCACCUAAUGUUGUCUUUCAUGUAGAAGAAGUCUAUGCCAUGUCGAAAUCUUCUUUUCGGCUUGAUUCAAACUCGACCCUGUCGUCCAAACUUAUCCUCAGCGGUCAUCUUCGCCACGGCGACAUCAGCAUUGGUGACGAGCUAGACCUCGGCCCCUUUCAGCUCGCCACGAUGGAACAAGAAAGCAGUAGCAGUCCUUGCCUGGGACCAAUACGACAAGACAGCUCACCAAAAUCCUCAACUUUAGAUCUAUCUUCUGCCAUGGAGUGGAAACGUGCCCGCGUAAUCAGCAUACGCAACUUACGACUUCCUGUCCGUAGCCUCGUCGCCGAUCAAGCAGGCACGCUAGGUAUCGCAUUCCUACCUAGCCCAUCCGCCUCUGUAAAAGACGCCUCUCGCUCCUCUUCCUCCAACCUACCCAGCCUGCGUAUCCGACGAGGAAUGGUCCUCGCUCGCAACUCUCCAGAACGCCCUCUCCAAGCUUCCACUGGGAUUGUAGCCCAUUUUGACCAAUGCGAUGCAGGAGCUUUGACACCAGGUAGCACUGCAGUGGCCUACUUUGCCAGUGUCAGGACUUCGGUCAGAGUAGUCGGCAUUGAAGAAGACGUCAUCUCAAAGAAGAACAGCUUCGAUGAUGGUCAUGGCCAUCCAGAGGGCGUCUUUCACUUUGGAGACAGCGAUGCCGAUGAUGAUCAAGAUGGCCAUGAGCAUGAUACAUCUUCUGCCGCUGCUGCUCGCCGUCAUCGAAUCUCCGCCGCCACGCUCGAGUUUGUUUCCUCCCGCGAGUGGGUUGAGGUUGGCGGUCCCGUGCUUCUCGUGCCUAGCGGUGGAACAGGCUUGUAUAAAGGAACAGAGAUUGGCGGAAGAGGCAUCAGUCGACUUGAUGGCGUUGUGGGAACAAUCGCAGACGUUCUUGGGCCGUGAUUUGGAUAGACUCUCGCGUAUAUAUUAUUUUGCUGUGUAUAUAGUACUGUAAAUAAUUUUCUUUUCUUUUCGGUAUCUCUCCCAUCAUGUGACAAGCAGAGGUGUCCGGCUGUCAAGUCCAACGUCUCUACGCACGAGAGACCAAAUCUUUUUUUUUUCUCUUCCCCACUUUCACUCUAGAC
Molecule: messenger RNA, 3244 nt
Organism: Xylona heveae TC161
Lineage: Eukaryota; Fungi; Ascomycota; Xylonomycetes; Xylonales; Xylonaceae
Exons: 1
Coding region: 357-3062 (901 amino acids)
Biological process (GO): translational elongation
Molecular function (GO): GTP binding; translation elongation factor activity; GTPase activity
Source: RefSeq, a predicted model, not a curated record